GUCGUGCUGAAUCUUAAUGAAGAUUUUUCGUGAAUCCUCUACAACUUCUGCCAAGGAUGACUGUGAUGACGAGGAGUUUGUUGGUGGGGGUGGUGCUAUGUGCUGUGUGCGUUGUCGCUAACGGAGGCGAGGCUGCCCCUGCUGUGAGGAGCAUACACGAACUGCAUGCGCGAGAUAUCGGUGGGAAGGAUGUGGCCUUGUCCAAGUAUGCCGGCCGGGUCCUUCUCAUUGCCAACGUGGCAUCCGAGUGUGGGUACACGGACAGCGGCUAUGAUGACUUGAAUGCACUGCACGAGCGGUUCCAUGCCAGUGGACUGCAGAUUCUUGCUUUUCCUUGCAACCAGUUUGGGGCGCAGGAGCCAGGAACGAACACCCAAGUGCUGCGCUUCGCACACAAGAAGGGCGCCAAGUUCCAACUCAUGGACAAAAUCAAUGUGAAUCCCCCGGACCAGCACCCCGUGUAUGCCUACCUCACAGCACAGGGCCGUGAUCAAGGCCCCGUUCAAUGGAACUUUGAGUACUUCUUGGUGGAUGCUGAGGGUCACGUUAUCCGCAGAUACAGAACAGGGACUCCGCUGACGUCGGAACGGGCGGUUGAGCAGAUUGCGGCGGCGCUGGAGGAUGCGCGCGUGUACAGAGCAGAGCGGCGGAAGCAGCAGGAGCAGCGCCUGCAGCACAAGUGGCGGCGGCCAGGCGACACGGGCCACCACCAGGAACUCUGACCACCAACGAACAACGAGCCAACACGGACGGAGGUGCAGUACGCACGGACAAAUAAAACCACAAACACGAAA
Molecule: messenger RNA, 794 nt
Organism: Salpingoeca rosetta
Lineage: Eukaryota; Choanoflagellata; Craspedida; Salpingoecidae
Exons: 6
Coding region: 57-722 (221 amino acids)
Biological process (GO): response to oxidative stress
Molecular function (GO): glutathione peroxidase activity
Source: RefSeq, a predicted model, not a curated record